AGACUAUUCGACGCAUAUAUGAAAGAAAAUCGGUCUGCCGAUUCAGCUGACGAAUCCCUUUUUUGGGUCUUGACAAUGGGGCUACUCUUUCUUAUUUCAAAUUGGAAUUGCUGCCCUUUAUAAUUCUUCGGGCAGUUCUCUGCUGAUGUUGUCUGUGGAUGACAAUAACCUAGGCGCUUUGUUCGUCGUCGUUCGAUGAUGAUGAUGAUGUCGACGCUAGAUGGGCUACUGAUUCUUCUAGGGCUUGUCCUUGUCAGUGUAAAGGCUGACUAUGGCCCUUAUUUCCAGUCUGCGGAUUAUGACGAGGGGAAAUUCGGUGAAUGGCCCACAGAAACGUAUCGGUCUUCGCCGAUUGUUGGCCCGUCGCUGAAUUAUCUGCAGUAUAGCGACGAGUGUAAGGAUGGACUUUACACUUUUAUCGCGCCCCGAGGGAAUAAAGUAGCCAACCCGGGGCCAAUGAUCCUCGACCAGAACGGACAUCUUGUUUGGACAAAGCACUAUGGCCAGACGUAUAAUCUGAACGUCUACACGUUCAAGGGCCAGCAGUAUCUGACGUUCUGGGUGGGGGACGACGGCGUGCGCGGACAUGGCGAGGGAGCGUACUAUAUGCUAGACUCGUCUUACCGAGAAGCCUACAAAAUCAACGCAGCAAACCGCCUCCGGGGUGACCUGCACGAAUUCCACAUCACCCAAGACGACACAGCCCUGAUCACCAUCUACGACGUGAUCCCCGCAGAUCUCACCCCCGUCUCAGGCCUCGAAGAAGGCUGGAUCUACGACGGCACCUUCCAAGAACUCGACAUCGAAUCCGGCAAACUCCUCUUCCAAUGGCGCGCCUCUGACCACUUCAACUUCACCGACAUGUACCGCCCCCGCGAGAACGGCGACUCAACCCGCUACCCAUGGGACUUCUUUCACAUUAACAGCGUCGACAAAGACGCCCGCGGCAACUACCUAAUCUCGUCCCGCUAUGCCAGCACCUUAGCCUACAUCGACGGCUGCACCGGCUCCAUUCUCUGGCACCUCGGCGGCAAGAACAACAACUUCCAAGAUCUCUCCCACGGCGCCGCCACAAACUUCUCCUGGCAACACCACGCCCGCUUCCACACCAACGGCUCUGCAAUCACCCUCUUCGACAACGCCUCCCGCGGUGACCCACCCGCCACCAACCCCCAAUCCCCCUCCCGCGCCCUCUACCUCUCCCUCGACUACGAAUCCAUGACCGUCAACCUCACCCACCAGUACCUCAACCCCGAAUCCCCCACCUCCCAAUCCCAAGGCUCCGUCCAACUCCUGCCCCCCACCCCCAAGUCCCCCACCCCCAAGGUCCUAGUCGGAUACGGCCACAUCCCAACCUGGACCGAAUACUCCCUCUCCGGCCAGGUCCUCUGCAACACGCACUUCGGCGCCGCCUCCGGAGACGGAAAUGUCAUGUCCUACCGCGUCCUCAAAUACCCCUGGUCUGCCUCCCCGCUCACAUCCCCCGAUAUAGCGGUGUACCGGUACACAGCCGCCGUGAGCUGGAACGGCGCCACGGAGAUCGCCACCUGGGCGCUGGAGGGUGGGGAUUCCCCUCGUGCCAAGUCGUAUGCCUUUGUAGCCGCGACGCCGAAGAUGGGGUUUGAGACGGUGGUUGAUAUUCCCGCUGAUGCGACGGUGAGGUAUAUCCGGGCGGUGGGGUUGAAUUCCACGGGGCAUGUGCUGGGGAGGUCGAAAUUGGUGAGGUGGGAUCCUGGGUCUGAGGAGGCGGUUGUGGGGAGGCACGAUGAGGUUGAACCGGGGCCUGGGGUAAGGGAGCUCUGGUUGUUUUUUGGGGCGUUUGUGUUGGUUUUGGGGGUUGCGGGUGGGGUCUGGAUUGUUUAUCGGCGCUGUGGGUUGUGUAGAGGGGAGGAUAGGGAGAGGGGCGCUUGGCAGCCCUUGGAUCGGUUUAAUGGGGAUGAGGAUUUGAGUGAGGGGGAGAUGGAUGAGGUGGAGUUUGCGCUUUUGGGGGAGGAGAGGGGGAGGAUUUGGCACGAGGAUGGUGAUGACUUGGGGUUUGGCGACAGAGAUGUUUACCUUCGCCAGUACUAUGUAUAACACGAUGAUACCAAGCCAAAAACUACGUGAAGCUAAGUAUGAGCUAGUAGACUACCAAUGGUACAACGGACAUUAUCUUAUUGCCGAUUGGAGCAGAUUGCAGCAUGCGUCGCCGGUCUUACUGUUUACCUGGACAGAUUACGGUAUACUCUACAAGCACGCUGCAAGCAUCCCAAAGCAGCAUCAAAAGAGAUAUACUUGAUGAGACUUUCGGCUUGCAUUGGAUCGUAUGACUAGUAGCAGAUAAACUAUCCAUU
Messenger RNA from Aspergillus alliaceus, 2333 nucleotides. Its product is annotated as arylsulfotransferase family protein. The transcript is spliced from 3 exons. The coding region runs from base 196 to 2076 and encodes 626 amino acids. NCBI's taxonomy places the organism in Eukaryota, Fungi, Ascomycota, Eurotiomycetes, Eurotiales, Aspergillaceae. The record is from RefSeq and is a predicted model, not a curated record.